Messenger RNA from Mus caroli (Ryukyu mouse), 2228 nucleotides. Lineage: Eukaryota; Metazoa; Chordata; Mammalia; Rodentia; Muridae. The record is from RefSeq and is a predicted model, not a curated record.
CAGUGUGGACUUAGGCCACAUAAGAUGGAGACCCAUUUACCUAGUUUUCUGAUGAUGGAAAUCUUCUCCUAUCUGGAUGCCUACAGUUUGCUACAGGCUGCCCAAGUGAACAAGAACUGGAAUAAACUUGCAAGCAGUGAUGUCCUAUGGAGGAAGUUGUGUCAAAAGAGAUGGUUCUACUGUAGCAUGGUCACCCCACAGCUCCUGGGUAAAGAGACAUGGAAGGAGUUCUUCAUUUACCGAACAUGGCAAGAACACGCCAAGUCCCGGGCAAAGCCAGAAGAUUUCAUUUACAAGGAAAUUCCUGCAGAGUAUGGAAUUCAGGCAUGUUAUAUCUCAGAGCAUGGCUUAACAAGAAAUGGACAAGGCAGGUCUGUUGUCUGUACGGCGACUUCCAUGAACAGGAUCUCUACCUGGGAUAUUCACGAGGGCGUUAUGACCUGGGUAAGCACAGAACAGCCAGCCUAUAUCAAGCUGUUGACUACCCUCCCUGAGAUGCACAUUGCAGUCACUGUAGAUAUAGAAUCAACUAUCAAACUGUGGGACUGUCACAACAGUGAAGCUCUGGCGACUAACAGCCUGCUCUCUCCCUGUCAGUCACUGAAAGCUGUCAUUACCAAGGAUUGCCCUAUUGUCUUGAUAGGUGAUACCUUGGGUAACCUCUACAUCUUUAGGAUUCCCGACUUACACCGUAUUACCAGACUCAAUGUAUUCCGAUAUGGUAUUAGUGAACUCUACUGCUCUCCUCAGAAGAAGUGGAUCUUUCUGAAUAGGAAACACCCACAUGUCUUGCCAAAGGUGUUUUACAUGAACAGCUUACUGAGGACAUCAGAAUUCUCUGCCCCUGUGUCUACCGAUCUCAAAUUUUCAUUAUGCCAAAGAGCCUUCUGGACUCCACGAAGGGAAGACAGGAUAACCCUGAUGGCCAUACGUGGCCCCCAAAAAGUCAAAAAGUUUAUCACAUUUGAUAUGGAGCUGGAAAAGAUCGGGAACAAAAUAACUGUUAAAGAGCAUAUCUUUGCAAGCUUCUCAUUGGAAGACUAUGAGGGGAGACCAGAAUGGUAUGGAGUUAGUGAUAAGGACGUGAUUGUCUGUUCAACUGGAUCCUCUCUCUUGCUCUUCAACAUAAAUGGUCACUGUCUGCAGACAUUUCAGUACUGCCCAGAACAGAUCUUGAGACUAUGGGUGGACCCCCUUCAUGUCAUCGUCUCAUGUAAAGAUGGCUCUUUGGAUGUGUACGUGUGGGAGAAGAGAAGCCUACAGCUCAAUAAGUGUUAUCGGCUGCAUUACAAGAGACCUCUGUCACCGAGAAGGUAAGCUCUCCUUCUUGACUUAAACUGGACAUUAAUUUUAAAACAUUUCUGGGGCUGGAGAGAUGGCUCAGCAGUUAAGAGCACUGGCUGCUCUUCCAGAGGACUUGGGUUCCAUCCCCAGCAUCCACAUGGCAGCUCCCACCUGCCUGUAACUCCAGUUCCAGGGCAUCUGACAGACACCCUCACAUUAAUGCAUUGAAAGUAAAGUUUAACAUACUGAAAAUUUCUAUGAAAAUUGCAUUUUUAAAACAGAAAUGAACUUUCUAUAAAAUAUAUGACUAAAUUUAUGAUCUCCAGCAUCACACAGAACAGACAUUGGCUGUGUAUGUGUAAUAUUUAAGAAGCAGAGGUAGGAGGAUCCAGAAGUGCAAGGUCACCUUCUGCUAGGUAGGAAGUUUGGCAGCCAGAUUGGGUUCAUUGUAAAACCAUCACAAUCAAACAAAAACAGAAACUGGCUAAGUGUAACGCACACCUUUACUCCCAGCACUGGGGAGACAGAGUCAAGUGGCUACCUAUCAAUUCCAUGCCAGCCUGGUCUACAGAGUGAGUCCCAGAGAGAGAUUAUGUACUAGGCAUGAAGGGAGGGAGGGAAAAGAAAGAAUUGCUAGUUCUUGGGAACUUGGCACAAACAGUUACAUCAACAGUCUCAGGCCCACAGUAGAAGUGGGGGGACUGCUUCCUCCUAUCUUGUCUUUAAUGGCAGGAUAGGUUCUCCUGAGUGUGGCCCCUACUAGGGUUGCUUCAUCAGUGACCUGUUAUUACCUCCAUUUGGCUUAUUUUCCUUUGAGUUUUACUUGCCUUCAUCCAAGAUGUUUUCAGUGAUCAUGGUGUGGUGAUAUAGAACCCAACCCCUGUACCAGCGUUGCAGAAGCAAAUGUUGAUUGCCAGUUAGCAAGACAACCUGAUCCCGUCUCC